Vicia faba (fava bean) is the source of this 504-nucleotide messenger RNA. The record is from the annotation of a GenBank genome assembly. Lineage: Eukaryota; Viridiplantae; Streptophyta; Magnoliopsida; Fabales; Fabaceae.
AUGUGCCAAACAACGUCGAAAACGGAAAUUGAUUUAAGGGAGAUUGGGAGAAAAUUGCGUGUUGAGCAGAAGUGUAGAUGGCUUGCUGAUGCUGUGUCACAAAAUAUAGACGGAGGAAGUACCGAGAUGGGCGAUGGAAAGUGUUCUGAUUUGCGGAGAAAAGCGGAUGAAGGAUUAGCCGUGUUCAGUACAGGCGAAGGGAGUAUGUUGAUGCGGAUGGCGUUGGAACGGGUUAAAAGGAAGGAGGCGGAUGGAUUCUGGACAAGCUUUCAACUUUUCCUUUAUAAUACUAGCCACCCAAUUCCUAGUUGCUUGAUGCCAUGUUGUACCAGCAGCCCCUUCACAAGUAUCGACGAGCGUAAGUGUGCCGUACCGAAACAAUCGAUUGGAGGUAUUGCGAGAACUGGGUAUGAAGAUGAAGAUAAGGGAGUAUGGGUUGUUAUGAAAGUUAUUUGGAGUUUUGUUGUUGUGAACGUGGGGUGGGUUUUGGGGCAGAAGCGUUAA